AUGUUAGAUAAUCUUACCACGACAAGUCUGCCAAGUCCAAGUAUAAAGACCAGGCCAUCUUCCCUCAUAUCUCAUUCUCAUCAACGCACAACAAUCACUCUUUUCACCAUUCUCAAUACAGAACACUCUCCGACUUUUCUAAGUCUUUCAACCCCAACUUUCAAAAUGCCUUCCACCAAGAACACCACCGCCCAGACCCCUGGCUACCCUCUCACCUGCACCGUCAUGGCCAAGCCCACCAAGGACAACCAGACUCCCGGCUAUCCUUUGACCUGCAGCGUCAUGAAGAAGCCAGCUGCCAACGGUCAAACUCCCGGCUACCCCCUGACCUGCACUGUCAUGUAG
Molecule: messenger RNA, 345 nt
Organism: Fusarium fujikuroi IMI 58289
Lineage: Eukaryota; Fungi; Ascomycota; Sordariomycetes; Hypocreales; Nectriaceae
Exons: 1
Coding region: 1-345 (114 amino acids)
Source: RefSeq, a predicted model, not a curated record